CCUUCAAUCUCCAGAGGAGGAUGUCGGAAUCUGAAGGCGGGAAAGACACGAACCCAGAGCCGAGUCCAGCCAAUGGGGCAGGACCUGGGCCCCAGUGGGGGCUGUGCCCUGGGCCUCCAGCUGUGGGGGGUGAUAGUGAGGCAUCAGGCCUGGGAACCCCUAGACGAAAGACUCAGCACAGUAAGCACAAGAUGGUGGCAGUGGCCAGUGCCCAGCGGUCACCCAGGGCGCUUUUCUGCCUCACCCUAGCCAAUCCCCUUCGGCGGUCCUGCAUCAGCAUUGUGGAAUGGAAGCCCUUUGACAUCCUCAUCCUGCUGACCAUCUUUGCCAACUGCGUGGCCCUCGGAGUCUACAUUCCCUUCCCAGAGGACGACUCCAAUACUGCCAACCACAACCUGGAGCAGGUGGAGUACGUAUUUCUGGUGAUUUUCACUGUGGAAACGGUGCUCAAGAUCGUGGCCUACGGGCUGGUGCUGCACCCCAGCGCUUACAUCCGCAAUGGCUGGAACCUACUCGACUUUAUCAUCGUUGUGGUCGGGCUGUUCAGCGUGCUACUGGAGCAGGGACCAGGGCGGCCAGGCGACGCCCCGCAUACUGGAGGGAAGCCUGGGGGCUUCGAUGUGAAGGCGUUGCGGGCGUUCCGGGUACUGCGGCCACUGAGGCUGGUGUCUGGAGUCCCGAGUCUGCACAUCGUGCUAAACUCCAUCAUGAAGGCGCUGGUGCCGCUGCUGCACAUCGCCCUGCUCGUGCUCUUCGUCAUUAUCAUUUAUGCCAUCAUCGGACUCGAGCUGUUCCUCGGACGCAUGCACAAGACGUGCUACUUCCUAGGAUCUGAUGUGGAGGCAGAGGAGGACCCCUCACCCUGUGCAUCCUCGGGCUCUGGGCGAGCCUGCACGCUGAAUCAAACUGAAUGCCGUGGGCGCUGGCCAGGGCCCAACGGUGGCAUCACCAAUUUUGAUAACUUCUUCUUCGCCAUGCUGACUGUCUUCCAGUGUAUCACCAUGGAAGGGUGGACUGACGUCCUGUACUGGAUGCAGGAUGCAAUGGGGUACGAGCUGCCCUGGGUGUACUUCGUGAGCCUGGUCAUCUUUGGGUCCUUCUUUGUCCUCAACCUUGUGCUUGGUGUCCUGAGUGGAGAGUUCUCCAAGGAGAGAGAGAAGGCAAAAGCAAGAGGUGAUUUCCAGAAGCUUCGGGAGAAGCAGCAGAUGGAGGAGGACCUUCGGGGCUACCUGGACUGGAUCACACAAGCUGAGGAGCUGGACCUCAACGACCCCUCAGCAGAUGGCAACUUGGGUUCUAUGGCUGAAGAGGGCCGAGCUGGUCAUCGACCACAGCUGGCUGACCUGACCAAUAGGAGGCGUGGACACCUGCGCUGGUUCAGUCACUCAACUCGCUCCACACACUCCACCAGCAGCCAUGCCAGCCUUCCAGCCAGUGACACUGGCUCCAUGACAGAGACCCCAGGCGAAGAGGACGAAGAGGAGGGGGUUCUGGCCAGCUGUACACGCUGCCUGAACAAGAUCAUGAAAACUCGAGUCUGCCGCCGCCUCCGCAGGGCCAACAGGGGUCUUCGGGCGUGCUGUCGGCGGGCUGUGAAGUCCAACGCCUGCUACUGGGCUGUGCUGCUGCUCGUCUUCCUCAACACGCUGACCAUUGCUUCAGAGCAUCAUGGGCAGCCGGUGUGGCUCACCCAAACUCAGGAGUACGCCAACAAAGUGCUGCUCUGUCUCUUCACGGUAGAGAUGCUCCUCAAGCUGUAUGGUCUGGGUCCUUCUGUCUACGUCUCCUCCUUCUUCAACCGCUUUGAUUGUUUCGUGGUCUGUGGGGGUAUCCUGGAGACCACUUUGGUGGAGGUGGGCACUAUGCAGCCCCUCGGCAUCUCAGUGCUGCGGUGUGUGCGUCUUCUCAGGAUCUUUAAGGUCACCAGGCACUGGGCCUCUCUAAGCAACUUGGUGGCAUCGCUGCUCAAUUCCAUGAAAUCCAUUGCAUCCUUGCUGCUGCUACUCUUCCUCUUUAUCAUCAUCUUCUCACUGCUUGGCAUGCAGCUGUUUGGGGGCAAGUUCAACUUUGACCAGACUCACACCAAGCGAAGCACCUUCGACACCUUUCCCCAGGCCCUCCUUACUGUCUUCCAGAUCCUGACGGGAGAGGACUGGAACGUGGUCAUGUAUGAUGGCAUCAUGGCCUAUGGUGGCCCCUUCUUCCCAGGGAUGCUUGUGUGUGUCUAUUUCAUCAUCCUCUUCAUCUGUGGCAACUACAUCCUGUUGAAUGUGUUUCUUGCCAUUGCUGUGGAUAACCUGGCCAGUGGGGAUGCAGGAACUGCCAAAGACAAGGGCAGGGAGAAGGGCAGUGAGGGAAAUGCCCCGCAGGAGAAUGGAGUGCUGGUGCCCAGCAGGGAGAAUGAGGAAGAGGAGGGUGUAAAAAGUGAAGGAGCGGGCAAGUUGGCAGGGCCAGUGCCAGAAAUGGAGGAAGAAGAAGAGGAAGAAGAAGAGGAGGAAGGGGGUGUGGGGCAUGCAGAACUCCUGCAGGAAGUUGUACCCAAAGAGAAGGUGGUUCCCAUCCCUGAGGGCAGUGCCUUCUUCUGCCUCAGCCAAACCAACCCGUUGAGGAAGGCCUGCCACACGCUCAUCCACCACCAUAUCUUCACCAACCUCAUCCUAGUGUUCAUCAUCCUCAGCAGCGUGUCACUGGCCGCUGAGGACCCUAUCCGAGCCCACUCCUUCCGCAACCAUAUUCUGGGGUACUUUGACUAUGCCUUCACAUCCAUUUUUACUGUGGAGAUUCUACUAAAGAUGACAGUGUUUGGGGCCUUCCUGCACCGAGGUUCCUUCUGCCGUAGCUGGUUUAAUCUGUUGGAUCUGCUGGUGGUCAGUGUGUCCCUGAUCUCUUUUGGCAUCCACUCUAGCGCCAUCUCAGUGGUGAAGAUUCUGCGAGUACUCCGAGUGCUUCGGCCCCUCCGAGCCAUCAACAGAGCCAAGGGACUGAAGCAUGUCGUACAGUGCGUGUUUGUGGCCAUCCGGACCAUCGGAAACAUCAUGAUCGUCACUACACUCCUGCAGUUCAUGUUCGCUUGCAUUGGCGUACAGCUCUUCAAGGGGAAAUUCUACAGCUGUACUGACGAGGCCAAACACACACCCAAAGAAUGCAAGGGCUCCUUCCUGAUCUAUCCAGAUGGAGACGUGUCACGCCCCCUGGUCCGGGAACGGCUCUGGGUCAACAGCGAUUUCAACUUUGACAAUGUUCUCUCAGCCAUGAUGGCUCUGUUCACUGUUUCCACCUUUGAAGGCUGGCCUGCGCUGCUGUACAAAGCCAUUGAUGCACAUGCAGAAGAUGAAGGCCCCAUCUAUAAUUACCAUGUGGAGAUCUCCGUGUUCUUUAUCGUCUACAUCAUCAUCAUUGCAUUCUUCAUGAUGAACAUCUUCGUGGGCUUUGUCAUCAUAACUUUCCGUGCCCAGGGUGAACAGGAGUACCAAAACUGUGAGCUGGACAAAAACCAGCGCCAGUGUGUGGAGUAUGCCCUCAAGGCCCAGCCGCUCCGACGUUACAUCCCCAAGAACCCACAUCAGUAUCGCGUGUGGGCCACCGUGAACUCUGCUGCCUUCGAGUACCUCAUGUUCCUGCUCAUCCUGCUCAACACGGUUGCCUUAGCCAUGCAGCACUAUGAGCAAACUGCUCCUUUCAACUAUACCAUGGACAUCCUCAACAUGGUCUUCACUGGCCUCUUCACUAUUGAGAUGGUGCUCAAAAUCAUCGCCUUCAAACCCAAGCAUUACUUUGCUGAUGCCUGGAACACAUUUGAUGCUCUUAUUGUGGUGGGCAGCAUAGUGGACAUUGCCGUCACUGAAGUCAAUAAUGGUGGCCACCUUGGCGAGAGCUCGGAAGACAGCUCCCGCAUAUCUAUCACUUUCUUCCGCCUCUUCCGAGUCAUGCGGCUGGUGAAACUUCUCAGUAAGGGUGAAGGGAUCCGUACAUUGCUCUGGACAUUCAUCAAAUCCUUCCAGGCCUUGCCCUAUGUGGCUCUUCUUAUUGCAAUGAUUUUCUUCAUCUAUGCAGUCAUUGGCAUGCAGAUGUUUGGCAAGGUGGCUCUUCAGGAUGGCACACAGAUCAACCGAAACAACAACUUCCAGACCUUUCCACAGGCCGUACUGCUUCUGUUCAGGUGCGCCACUGGUGAGGCAUGGCAGGAAAUAAUGCUUGCCAGCCUUCCUGGAAAUCGCUGUGACCCAGAGUCUGACUUCGGCCCUGGAGAGGAGUUUACCUGCGGGAGUAAUUUUGCUAUUGCCUAUUUUAUCAGCUUCUUCAUGCUCUGUGCCUUCCUGAUCAUAAAUCUUUUUGUGGCUGUGAUCAUGGACAAUUUUGAUUAUCUAACCAGAGAUUGGUCCAUCCUGGGCCCACAUCACCUUGAUGAAUUCAAGAGGAUCUGGUCUGAAUAUGACCCUGGAGCCAAGGGCCGUAUCAAGCACCUGGAUGUGGUUGCCCUGCUGAGACGCAUCCAGCCACCCCUAGGCUUUGGGAAGCUGUGCCCACACCGAGUGGCCUGCAAGAGACUUGUGGCAAUGAACGUGCCCCUCAACUCAGAUGGGACAGUGACAUUCAAUGCCACGCUCUUUGCCCUGGUUCGGACCUCCCUGAAGAUCAAAACAGAAGGAAACCUGGAGCAAGCCAACCAGGAGCUUCGGAUGGUCAUCAAAAAGAUAUGGAAGCGGAUAAAGCAGAAGCUAUUGGAUGAGGUUAUCCCUCCUCCUGAUGAGGAGGAAGUCACCGUGGGCAAAUUCUACGCCACAUUCUUGAUCCAAGAUUACUUCCGCAAAUUCCGGAGGAGAAAAGAAAAGGGGCUACUGGGAGCUGAGGCUCCUUCAAGCACAUCUUCUGUCCUUCAGGCUGGCCUGAGGAGCCUACAGGACUUGGGUCCUGAGAUCCGGCAGGCCCUCAUCUCUGACUCGGAGGAAGAAGAGGAGGAGGAGGAAGAGAGGCAAGAGAGAGUGGAGGAAGAAGCUGAGAAAGAUCCAGAAACAUAUAAAGCCUGUGACUCUCUACGGGCUCCUGUGGGUUCCCAGCCCUCAUCCCGCCGAAGCUCCAGGAUUUCUAUGUCUCUGCCUCUUGGGAACAGAGUCCCAGAUUCACCCUCCCCUGGGCCCAGUGAUGAAGAUAUGGUGGGUCCCUACUCCAGACAGCCCACUGUACCCCAGCCUGGAGCCCAUAGCCACAGGAGAAGUUCAGGAGUUUUCAUGUUCACCAUCCCAGAAGAAGGAAGUCCCCAGCCCAGGGGAACAAAAGGUCAUGACCGACAAGACGAGGAAGGGGAAAGCCCUGAGCGGGCCUACUACGUGGAUGAGCAGGUAGGAACUCCCACACACUCAGUCCUUUUGCCGCCGCACCGACCCCAGAGAUAUGUCAAUGGGCACCACGCACCACGGCGACGCCUGCUGCCUCCCACACCUACAGGUCAGAAGCCCUCCUUCACUAUCCAGUGUCUGCAGCGCCAGGGAAGUUGUGAAGAUUUACCCAUCCCAGGCACCUAUCACCGCGGACAAAACUCAGGGCCUAGCAGGACUCAGGGUUCCUGGGCAACCCCUCCUCAGAGAGGUCGGCUCCUAUAUGCACCACUGCUGUUGGUGGAGGAGGGUGCAGCAGGAGAGGGAUACCUGGGCAAAUCUAGCAGUGCACUGCGCACCUUCACCUGUCUGCAUGUGCCGGGAACCCGCUCAGACCCCAACUACAGCAAGAGGGGCAGUGCUGACAGCUUGGUGGAGGCUGUGCUCAUCUCCGAGGGCCUAGGCCUCUUCGCCCGAGACCCUCGCUUUGUGGCCCUGGCCAAGCAAGAGAUUGCAGAUGCAUGCCGUCUGACACUGGAUGAAAUGGACAGUGCCGCCAGUGACCUUCUGGCUCAGGGAACCAGCUCACUCUACAGUGAUGAGGAGUCCAUCCUCUCCCGCUUUGAUGAUGAAGAUCUGGGAGAUGAGAUGGCCUGUGUCCAUGCUCUCUGA
This is a messenger RNA of Octodon degus (degu), 5987 nucleotides long. RefSeq names its product calcium voltage-gated channel subunit alpha1 F (gene Cacna1f). Bases 21 to 5987 code for a protein of 1988 amino acids. Gene Ontology annotation, cellular component: membrane; voltage-gated calcium channel complex. Gene Ontology annotation, biological process: calcium ion import across plasma membrane. Gene Ontology annotation, molecular function: high voltage-gated calcium channel activity. Lineage: Eukaryota; Metazoa; Chordata; Mammalia; Rodentia; Octodontidae. The record is from RefSeq and is a predicted model, not a curated record. The transcript has 48 exons.